UUUUCGCUGAGAGAAGCUUUUUCACUACACGGCAAGGGAUAUUUCUUAUAGCAAGACGAAGCUAGCCAGCCAGCCACCACAGUUACGCCACAACGCCAAACGUCAUGAAGCAAAGUAUAUCCUUACUCUGCCUGAUUGGAUGCGUCGCCAUCUGCGCUUAUUCUUCCGACACGGAAAAGAACCAGCAGACACUGGAAGUUGCAAAUGACGACGGUUCGCGCAGUCUGAACUUGACAGCUGUCUAUAUGGAUAAAGCGUUGCACGCCAUUUCUCAAGGACUGCGAGACACUGCGCAACAAUUGGAGCAUGCUGCAGAUGAGAACGAAUACUUCUUCAAGAAUCUAUGGAAGAACACAAAAAAAGUUCUGAAGGAAGCUGGGAAGGUCAUCGGGAACACUGCGAAGGAAGUCGGGAAGGCUGUAUGGAAGACUGCGAAAGUUGUCAUCAAAUCCAAGGCAGCUGAUCUGACAAAAAAGUUCCUGAAAAAGAAGCUCGGAGGGUCUGGCGAAGAAAACGACACACAUGAAGAGGCUGAAGAGAACUAGAAGGAGGAAGUGGAAGGAAUAGCAAAAAUGGCUUCCUGCAGGGCCUGGCCGAUGAACUCGAACUUGUAUACUAUGCCUAAAUUUUAAAGGGAACACAACUUUGCUCUUGUUUGUCUAGGAUUUCGCAGAAUAUUUGUCUAAGAUGACGUUGAAGCUUUUUCAACGAGAGCCUCGAAGAACAAAUUACUCCACUCUUUUCGUUGACGGGCUCUAAUAUUCCGACUAAUUCUCUUUCAUUUUAUUUAGGGUUUUGCUGGAGGCAAGCUACCAAUUUCUUGUGUAAGCCUUCCGUGCAAACUACCGCUGCAGUUAGGAGCUUUUUUUCUGACCUAAUAUAAAGGACACAUAACCUGUGGCUCUAAUUUAGUGCAAUUAUACACUAGCUAUGUCAUUAGUGGGCGUUUGUUCUGCUCAAACUUUUUGCUGUACGUCACCUUACGAAGUAUUUCAAUAAAAGCAUAGGCUAAUUUGAAAGAGAGAGAGAGAGAGAAAGAGAGAGAGAAAGAGAGAAAGACGUGAGUGAAAAACAAAGUUUUGCUGACGUAUGUAAGGUACCUAAAUGGUCUGCUGUAUAGCGGAAGAGGAAGUUUAAAGGACAGUUUUUGUGUAUUCACUGUACCUUAUCCAACUUCGCUCACUCAUUCACGCAAAUAAGGUGUUUUUUUAUCGUACACAAACUUUCACGCAAGCAUCAGUUUUUUAUUAAAUUUUUAAAAUAAACGUUGAGAUCGGAUUGAUUGGUAUGUGAAAAACACCCACGCAAGAUAGACAUUGAGAUAAAUAAACAUGAAAUUAAACUUUGAAAUAAACAUUAUUUCAGCUCACAUGUUGCUUGUAAAAAGUCUAUGCAAAAGCAACUCCGAGUUUAAUUCAAAAAGAAGUUCGUAUAUCUUAGUGACGUCAUUGCGAAUAAUAGGUGAUGAUGGCGGCCUUGUUUUUCGCCUCACCUUUCUGUGCUCCUGAAAAUAUCUGGGUCAAAUAAUAAACAUUCAGUUGGCAGUA
This is a messenger RNA of Rhipicephalus microplus (southern cattle tick), 1547 nucleotides long. RefSeq lists its product as uncharacterized. The record is from RefSeq and is a predicted model, not a curated record. NCBI's taxonomy places the organism in Eukaryota, Metazoa, Arthropoda, Arachnida, Ixodida, Ixodidae.